CGUCUCCCCGGCGCUCGGAGCCCGAGUCCGCGGGAAGAUGGCGGCUCCGCUCAUCCCGCUCUCCCAGCAGAUUCCCACUGGAAAUCCAUUAUAUGAAUCUUAUUACAAGCAGGUAGACCCGGCAUACACAGGGCGAGUUGGGGCGAGUGAAGCUGCGCUUUUUCUAAAGAAGUCUGGACUCUCAGACAUUAUCCUUGGGAAGAUAUGGGAUUUGGCCGACCCAGAAGGUAAAGGGUUCUUGGACAAACAGGGUUUCUAUGUUGCGCUGAGACUAGUGGCCUGUGCACAGAGUGGCCACGAAGUUACCUUGAGCAAUCUGAAUCUGAACAUGCCGCCACCUAAAUUCCAUGACACCAGCAGCCCUCUGAUGGUCACGCCGCCAUCUGCAGAGGCCCAUUGGGCUGUGAGGGUGGAAGAAAAGGCAAAAUUCGAUGGAAUUUUUGAAAGCCUCUUACCCAUCAAUGGGUUGCUCUCUGGAGACAAAGUCAAGCCAGUCCUCAUGAACUCAAAGCUGCCUCUUGAUGUCCUGGGCCGGGUCUGGGACCUCAGUGACAUCGACAAGGAUGGGCACCUGGACAGAGAUGAGUUUGCUGUGGCGAUGCACUUGGUGUACCGAGCCCUUGAGAAGGAGCCUGUGCCCUCUGUCCUGCCCCCAUCCCUCAUCCCACCUUCUAAGAGGAAGAAGACGGUGUUCCCAGGCGCUGUGCCCGUCUUGCCUGCCAGCCCCCCGCCAAAAGACAGCCUCCGCUCCACGCCUUCCCACGGCAGCGUCAGCAGCCUGAACAGCACGGGAAGCUUGUCUCCCAAGCACAGCAUCAAGCAAACACAGCCAACAGUGAGCUGGGUGGUGCCAGUUGCAGAUAAGAUGCGAUUUGACGAGAUAUUCCUGAAGACCGACCUGGACCUAGAUGGCUAUGUGAGUGGCCAGGAGGUGAAGGAGAUCUUCAUGCACUCAGGCCUCACCCAGAACCUUCUAGCACACAUAUGGGCCCUGGCCGAUACGAGGCAAACAGGAAAGUUAAGUAAAGACCAAUUUGCAUUAGCUAUGUACUUCAUUCAGCAGAAGGUCAGUAAAGGCAUCGACCCCCCUCAAGUCCUGUCGCCGGACAUGGUCCCGCCCUCUGAGAGAGGCACUCCCAUCCCGGAUGGUUCAAGUUGUCUCGGAUCCGGGGAGUUUACUGGUGUGAAGGAACUUGACGAUAUCAGCCAGGAGAUUGCUCAGUUACAAAGAGAGAAAUACUCCCUGGAACAAGACAUCAGAGAAAAGGAAGAGGCAAUCAGGCAGAAAAGCAACGAAGUACAGGAAUUACAAAAUGAUUUAGACCGGGAAACAAGCAGUUUGCAAGAGCUAGAAGCUCAGAAACAGGACGCCCAAGACCGCCUUGACGAAAUGGAUCAGCAGAAGGCCAAACUCCGAGACAUGCUGAGCGAUGUCAGGCAGAAGUGCCAGGAUGAGACCCAGAUGAUUUCCUCGUUGAAGACCCAAAUCCAGUCUCAGGAAUCUGACCUCAAGUCCCAGGAAGAUGACCUGAACCGGGCUAAAUCUGAGCUGACCCGAUUGCAACAGGAAGAAACCCAGCUGGAGCAGAGCAUUCAGGCUGGGAAAGUUCAACUGGAAACAAUCAUCAAGUCCCUAAAAUCAACGCAAGACGAAAUCAACCAGGCAAGAAGCAAGCUUUCCCAGCUGCAAGAAAGCCACCAGGAAGCCCACAGGACCCUGGAGCAGUACGACGAGGCACUCGACGGGGCCCACGGUGCCAGCCUGACCAACUUAGCCGACCUGAGUGAGGGCGUCUCCCUGGCAGAGAGGGGCGGUUUUGGAGCUAUGGAUGAUCCUUUCAAAAAUAAAGCCUUGUUAUUUAGCAACAAUGCCCAAGAAUUGCAUCCGGAUCCUUUCCAGGCCGAAGACCCCUUCAAAUCCGACCCAUUUAAAGGAGCUGAUCCCUUCAAAGGUGACCCAUUCCAGAAUGACCCCUUUGCAGAACAACAGACAGCUUCAGCAGAUCCAUUCGGAGGGGAUCCUUUCAAAGAAAAUGACCCAUUCCGUGGCUCUACGCCUGAUGACUUCUUUAAGAAACAGACAAAGAACGACCCGUUUACCUCAGACCCUUUCACGAAAAACCCUUCCUUACCCUCAAAGCUCGACCCCUUCGAAUCCAGUGAUCCUUUUUCAUCCUCCAGUGUCUCCUCAAAAGGAUCAGGUCCCUUUGGAACCUUAGACCCCUUCGGAAGUGGGUCCUUCAAUAGUACUGAGGGCUUUGCUGACUUCAGCCAGAUGGCCAAGCCCCCAACUUCUGGUCCUUUCACCUCCUCCUUUGGAGGGGCAGGAUUCUCAGAUGACCCCUUUAAAAGUAAACAGGACACUCCCGCUCUGCCUCCGAAGAAACCUGCUCCUCCACGGCCUAAACCGCCCAGCGAAGCAAUGGCUGAUCAGAAAAACUCUGCGCUGUACACACUGCUGGGUGCAGGGUGGCUAGAUGUACCUGUUUCCGCCCUCCCUGGUAGACUGUAUCAUUUCUGUGGCCCGGAGGCCGUUGUGUUGAUGGAUUUUUGGAAGCUGAGGGGUCAGACGCUUCUGAAGUACGCACACAAGAUUGCAGAAGUCCCAUUAGGGUCUCACUGUCCUCAAAAGGGUCUUUGGGCGAGAGCUGUGACGGUCCCACCCCAGGGCAUUUUGAGCAGCAAGUGAGAAUCGAAGGACCUUGGCAGGGCAUGCAGAGGAAGAGCAAUUUGAUUUUUUAGAAUGUAUUUCAGUUCCCAGCUAUGAUGGAAAGAGAUCCAGCCUGGAACAACUGCUCUGAAGCCCUUUUCCCUCUGCCAAACCAAAACCCUAACCCUCAUGGAGCCAUUUAACAAAGCAAAGUGCCUUUUCAGAAGCUAAUCCUGGGACUUGGAAAGCCUGGCUGUUGUUUCUCGGUGUGCAAAACAUUCUGGAUUGUGAAACGCUGUCACUGGGGGGUGUUUUCGGUACACCUUCCUCGGUACCAAGAACCUUAUUCUCAGAGAGCUUCAGAUGUCAUCUUCCCAGAAUUGGUUUCACCGUCCGUUGUGCACUGUUUUUACAUUCUAAUUUGCAAAGUCCUUUGUUUCCUGGUUCGGUUCGGGGUGAGAUGUAUUGUUUAAUAGAUGCUCCAGCUCCUAGAAUCUCUCUCUCUUAAAACCAGAUCUGCCCUGGCAGGGCCCAGUGAGUGCCUGAUGCACUUCAGAUCCACCUCGCGUGCACAGCUAUCCUGUGUCUUACUGCAGUCGCCCAAGACACUGCACAUUCCCGGCUCUUGGCGACCUGUAAAUAUUUUACGACUGCAGUUAGCUCAAUUUUGUUGACAGCCAGUGCACACCGGGAUGUAUCCAAAUGGCGACGUUAUUAAUAAAAACCAAAAACAAAACCCGCUUUAUCUACAGUUUCUUGAAUAGUACUGCAUUUGUGUUUUGGUGGAAAAAAAAUUUAAAUGCCAAUGAGAGAAAGAGAGCUAUUCACGCAUGAUUCAGGUACUCUGUUUUGGGUAGGGACGAGGGGUAAGUAGAUGUGAUUGGUAAUUUGGAGAAAUAACUAUUCUCUUUCUGAAAUGCAGGAUUCUGUUUGUGUUUCCCCCCAACCCUCACCCUGAUGGCUGGUUGGGGGAGAAUAUUAAAAAAAAAAAAUCCUAGGUUUUAAGCUAUCAUUUGGCCCACUAUUUCUGGUCAUUCCAGAAACAUUCUCAAUAUUGAAUCCUUGUUUCCUAGUGGUGGGUCAGAUUCUGCCUUGUUGGUACCCCUGCUGUUCUUUGUUUAAAAUCACCUUUCCUGCUUCGUAUGCCCCAGUUUUCCCAGAGGAAAUACCCAACAAUGAGAUUUGACCCCUCUGAUAGGAUGGAGUGUGGGAUAGGCAGGGCACCUAACUGGUUUGAUUUUGUCCCCUUCAGUCAUACCAUAGUUCAAAAAUGGUCAACUUGUCCCACCUCAGGGCACUUGGGAUGUCUUUGCAUUUUUGUGACAUCCGGGGAUGCAGUCCAUUGGCCAGUGGGCUCUGGUUUGCUAGACCUUGGAGGUUUGUGCUAACUCAGAAAAGGCCAGAGUUGGUCCCUCCGGGUUGUGUGUUUCCUCAAGUAAACGCUGAGAGGUCCCUUGCUGCCCAGUAGACUGGCACCAUGACUCUUUCAGUGUGAAUGUUCUAAGAGAGCCCCCAAGACAUGUUGUUACCCAUGCAUAAGCAACGUGGUCCACAUUGGAGUCCAGGGAAGCUGAUGUCACACACGUGUGCAGUCCCCCCGUUGGCGCCCUGGUCCUGCCAUUCUGGAAGCCUCUAAUUUAUGAGCCCUGAGUUUCCAUCAAUGGGUUACUUGUGCUUGUAGCUAGUCACAGGAAACGUCUCCAAGAUUUCUUAAAAAACAAGACUUUCUGUCUCAGGCAAAUGUGUUUAUUAGGAAGUAGCUUUUAUAGGUUAGCAAAACGACUUUUUUCCGGAAGUUUGUGUUAAGAGCAGAGCAAAUCUCAGAUGGGAUGUGCUAUGCUGUGCACCAUUGGACAAGUUGGAUGCGAUUCUCACAGCAGCAUAAGUGAGCCAACAGGAGGUGCCGUCGGAUGCCUCAGGCCCCAGUGAGGAAUGGCCCCGGGUGCCUUCGUGUGCAGAGUCUUCUGAAUCCUGGAUUUCUGCUGAGAGGCUGCUAAAGGAAAACCAUGUAGCAUCCUCCCCAAACACGGGAGAUGCUGUGGCAGGGCGGCAUUCUGUGCCCAGCUGUCUCAGCUCCAGGAAGGCGCCGGGGUGAAGCAGGAGUCACCUGCCGUUCACGGAGUGGCAGCUGUACCCACAGGCGCCCCAGGUUCUGGCCAUCACGAUGCAUGCAGGUUGGAGAAUCCGAGUGGCCUAGUCAAGGGGUCUCCACUGGGGCCGAGAGAGGCCUUUGUGCUGAUUGGAGGCCCAGAGGGAGCUACAAGCAACCCUCUCCCUCCAGGUCGUCUCACGGACACCACGGUCCAGCCUGCUUCUCCAGCACGCACAAACAGCGCAUGCUCUGUGCAAGUCUCCAGACAGGAUCCAGAAGCCGGCCCCAAUCCAGUCUGCUCUGAAGGCAUCUGGAAUGUUCCUGUCAGCACAUUUCAUUUGAAAAUGGGGACCCCUUGAGCAGGAGGCUCUGCAGUGACAUCCUGAGACUCUGGGGCUGGGCAGGAAUCAUAGUGUGGCCACAUGGUCUCCACUGAUACUUGACCCCUCCUGGCCUGGCAUCCAGGCUGUGGCGGGAUCACCCUGGGCAUUACUUGUCAGCCCCCACCCUCCCCAACUGGGCUGACGAGGGCGAGGUCCCUGUCAGCCAUGCUGUCCUCUCCCGCUGCUGUCAGCAGCACCAGGGAGCUGUUUCUGCCAGUAUUUGUGGGUUUUUUUUCCUUGUUUUUCUCCUGAUGAGCUGUUGGAAAAACCCCAGGGAGUGUGAGGGUGGAGGCUUGCUGUGAUGGGCGGUGGCAACAGGAGGGGUGAGGGCUGCAUUCCAUGGAGUCCUACCUGGAGACCCAUCAGCCCCAGAAUGCUUCCUGGCUAGUUUCUCUAAGAAACUGGAACUCAGGCUUUCUUCCUGGGGACAGCUCAUCACGCUGACCCCACACCUGUCCCCACCUGACCCCCAAGGCCAUGUGGAGGAGGCCUCCUCUCCUGCCUCAUCUCCUUCUCCCGGCCUCAUGUGGUCCAGAUCAGGCUCCCUUCACCGCACCCCUCCACCCACCUGCGCACAAACCCCUGGCAGUCUGGUCCCUCCCACCCUGUGCUCCGUUUUGGCAGCACCAGGCUUGGGUGCUCGACGCCCCCCACCCACUGCUACACUCACAGAGGUGCCCUGUUGCCCCAACCCUGCAGCUGUAGCUGACUGCCCCCACCCCCUUCACCCAGACCCAGAAAGUCCAGCCUGCUGAGGGCCCAGGUUCUGCAGCCACUGCCCCCAUCUCCCCAGGCCUCCGCGUCCCCACCUGCCAGAGGAGCUCACCUCCCAGGUUGUCACUCAGGCUCUCAGUACAUGCGUGAAGAAGUAGUCCUGAAUUUGUCAUGCUUCCCUCCCCAGUGCUCCCAGUGGGGUCUAUACAGGCCUCCGUGAAGCCUGUGUCGAAUUGGUAUUGUUUGUAUGUCUGCUCCUAGGGGGUGCCUUUCAGAGGGCCGGCCUGCCUCUUUCUUUGGUGUCGCCUGGUGCUCCGCAGAGAGCUGGCCAAGCCGGUGCAGAGGAGAGAGAUGCAAAGGGAGGCCGAGCCUGUGGACAGGCCGCAGCUUUGCUCAGGGGU
This is a messenger RNA of Nyctereutes procyonoides (raccoon dog), 6240 nucleotides long. RefSeq names its product epidermal growth factor receptor pathway substrate 15 like 1 (gene EPS15L1). NCBI's taxonomy places the organism in Eukaryota, Metazoa, Chordata, Mammalia, Carnivora, Canidae. The coding region runs from base 38 to 2689 and encodes 883 amino acids. Gene Ontology annotation, molecular function: cadherin binding; calcium ion binding. The record is from RefSeq and is a predicted model, not a curated record. Gene Ontology annotation, biological process: endosomal transport; endocytosis. The transcript is spliced from 24 exons. Gene Ontology annotation, cellular component: clathrin coat of coated pit; cytoplasm; plasma membrane.